Hypanus sabinus (Atlantic stingray) is the source of this 3175-nucleotide messenger RNA. It is a transcript of the gene inpp5e, whose product is annotated as inositol polyphosphate-5-phosphatase E. The coding region runs from base 530 to 2464 and encodes 644 amino acids. The transcript has 13 exons. Gene Ontology annotation, molecular function: phosphatase activity. The record is from RefSeq and is a predicted model, not a curated record. Lineage: Eukaryota; Metazoa; Chordata; Chondrichthyes; Myliobatiformes; Dasyatidae. Gene Ontology annotation, biological process: phosphatidylinositol dephosphorylation.
CCGAGUGCCCGACGUGCACCGCGCCUGGAGUUACUGAGCCGCUUCGCUUGCGUUGCUAAGAGCCGCGGAUUGUUUCAUGGCUCCGACUUGUGGGCUCCGAGAGUCGGUAGAGGGGCAGAAGUCCGUGUGCGAGGUCAGUUCAUGGCCUCCUCUACUGCAGCGACGAGGCCACUCUCAGAUCCUGAAACCCAGCACUCUGGUGAUUUUCAUGACCACACAUAACAACUCAUCUGGAGGGGCAUCUCCCCGUGAUUGCCUCCAUUUCUCUUAGAGUGAUGCUGGACAGAGGACAAAAAGGUGCUGUCGUGCAGCGUUCCUGGAGCUUUGAGAGAUCAGUCUGGACUCCAUUAUGCCUGUUUGUAGUGCUGCUUCCUCCUUCCUCCUCCACAUGAAUUACAGGAUACAGCACCCUAGGUGGAUGAUUGAUUCUGGGAACAAGGCACCUUUGGGUGUUUUCCCAACCUGGGAAAGUCAUUAGUUCCCAGAUGCAUACAUUUUGCUUAUUGCAUAGUCCAAGUGUUAACUGAGAAUGGGUGAUCAGGCUGAACUGCCAGUGCACGAUACAGCAAACCUGAUCACCAAUGAGAACACCAGGAUAUGGCUGGAUGACGAAGAGUCCACACCAUUCCAUAACGACACUCUGAAGCAACCCCCUGAAGAGCUGGGGCAUGGGUUUCGAGCAGAGGAGACACCAUUCAUCCCAAGACCCCCGAUGAAACCAAAGCCUCCUCAGCAGAGUAGGUUACAACGUCUGCACUCACUGGAAAGCAUGCGGAUCCAGAGGGAGACAAAGAUCAGAGGCAGUGAGGGGAGCUCAUCUGAACCAAUCGACACUGACUCUUCAUAUAAAUCUCUCCACGGGGAUUUCUCAUACUCUCCCGUACCACGUCUCCAGCGGAGCUCUACAGUGACUUACCAGAAGUUGUCUAGAAGCAGCAACAGCAGCAGCAGCAGUAGCAGCUGCAGCAUGCAAGACUGUGACAUCAGGCAGUUGACCAGCAGCUUGAUAAAGAACAGAAACAGCCCCAACCCCUUGGAUCCUGAGCCCAAACAACCUUUCAGUGAUAAAACAGUAUCAUCAGCCAGAGGGACACUACCUCCAGUGGUGCAUACCAAGCCUCUCCCUCCCAUUACUGUUAAUAUAGAUUCUCCAGCACUAAGGACCAGUAAUAGGAUUGACCUGGAUUAUGCAGAUUACAUUCAUCUGACUGGGAAGGAGCUGUCAAAUCAGCACAACCAUUUUUAUUCCCCAUCCCAAGGUACUGAGGACAGUCAGUCGUUUUUCUCCAUGUCUUCUUCAAGCAGUAUCUUGUUUCCUGUCCAUUUAGAAGAUGUUCGGAACAGAAGUUACCUGGAUGGUAGUCUCCUGACCAACGGAGGACUUUUGGGGGCUGGUGAAUUGGAUCGCUAUUUUCCUGAUAGAAGGAUACGAGUAUUUGUUGCCACGUGGAACAUGCAAGGCCGGAAGGAGCUCCCAGAUACGCUGGAAGAUCUGCUGUUGCCCUACGACUGUCACUACAUCCAUGACAUGUAUGUCAUCGGUACUCAGGAAGGAAUCCCAGACAAGAGAGAGUGGGAUAUUCGCCUGCAGGAGGUGCUGGGGCCUUACUUUGUAUUGCUAUAUUCAGCAGUACAUGGAAUGUUGCAGCUUUCCAUGUUUAUCAGGAGAGACCUCAUCUGGUUCUGUUCAGAGGUAGAGCAAGCAGCUGUGACAACUCGGAUAAUCUCCCAGGUCAAGACGAAAGGAGCUGUGGGAAUCUCAUUCACUUUUUUUGGGACAUCCUUCCUGUUCAUUUCUUCUCAUUUUACCUCCGGGCCAGGGAAGGUUAUUGAGAGGAUGCAGGACUAUAAUAAAACAAUAGAAGCUCUUGCACUGCCAAGGAUCAUCCCCGACACUAACAGCUACAGGUCUGAGCCAAAUGAUGUGACCACCCGAUUUGACAAUGUUUUCUGGUUUGGUGACUUUAACUUUCGGCUAGAUGUAAAGCGAGCAGUGAUCGAUGAGCUUCUGCACAGCAGCACUAAGGAUAAUCUCCGCUCUAUUCUCCAUUAUGACGAGCUGACCAAAAAACUACAGGAAGGCUCUGUUUUCAAAGGGUUCAGAGAAGCCGAAAUAAGUUUUCCUCCCACCUACAAAUUUGACAUUGGAUCUGAUGUGUACGACAGCAGUGCAAAGAAAAGGACUCCAUCUUAUACGGAUAGAAUCAUAUGCAAGAGUCGGCAGAAAGGUGACAUUCUUGUGGUUAAGUAUGGCUCCUGCAAUUCCAUUAAAACCUCAGACCACAGGCCUGUUUACUGCUUCUAUCAAGUCAGGAUUCGACCAGGAAGAGAUAACAUCCCACUGUGUGCCGGUCAGUUUUACAGAGAUAUUUACUUGGAGGGAAUAAAGAGACGGUUCCUCAAUGAGCAGAAACAACAUGCUUUAUCGAACCAGAAGAACAGCACUAUCUGCAGUGUCUCCUGAUACAACUAACAACGAAACAUGAAGCUUCCUAAAUCUGCAAUGGGAUGGAGGUACCGGAUGCAGGCCUGACCUCACACUUUACUAAAGCCCUUGCCACAGACCAGCCAACCACAGAUGCAAUGCCAAGGACAAAGGACAGUGUAGGCAAGGGUGCCAUGGAACCUGGUUAUAAAUAGUAGCUGUGUGUGCACAUUAAAUUGAUCAUUGCCUUGUUUUUUAUAUUUUGUAUUUACAACACAUUGGAAAUGUUUCAGACAUUAGAUUUAAAAAAUCAAAUGUUGGAACUUGAUAAAAUUGCUUAAUGUUAUUUCUAAGUGUCUUCCUCUGAAGUUUGCUGGAUUCUGUGGUCCCCAGGAGUUCCUGUGUGCACGGGUACAAGCUAUGCAUUCUAGGUGGCCAUUCUUUAAACAUACACCAUAAAUAACAGCAAGAUGUUGCAGCGAGGGUGAUGUAAUUUCACAAUAUCUUGUUCUCAUCCAUAAUUCACAGGCAUCUCAUCAUCAAUGGGAGUCAGUGAGCAGGAAAACAAUACCCAGGCCAGGAACGCUGAUCUUCCAGGAUUUGUUCCUUUGUAAUCUUGCUGCAAUACCUUGAAUUUCAAUACCACCCUUCUUUUAAAAUAAUUAAGGCUGUUACCAAAGAAACUAGUGAACAGACUGCACCAAACUGUUAGUCUUAUUUUAUUUGACAAUUAUUAAACAAUAUCACGAG